Messenger RNA from Podarcis muralis (Common wall lizard), 16502 nucleotides. RefSeq names its product SH3 and PX domains 2A (gene SH3PXD2A). NCBI's taxonomy places the organism in Eukaryota, Metazoa, Chordata, Lepidosauria, Squamata, Lacertidae. Gene Ontology annotation, cellular component: cytoplasm. Gene Ontology annotation, molecular function: protein binding; phosphatidylinositol binding; superoxide-generating NADPH oxidase activator activity. The record is from RefSeq and is a predicted model, not a curated record. Gene Ontology annotation, biological process: superoxide anion generation.
CUCCCCUUUCGGAUCUCCUGUCCGGGGGAAGACCGGGCCCCCUCCUCCCCUCCGCGGGCGGCAAGCAGAGCCCAGCCCUCCUGCCUCCCGACCGGCCGCCCCCCUCCUCCUCCUCCUCCUCCAGCCCCUCGCCUUGUUCCGCGCGGAGUGCAGAUCGCGGCAGCAGGAGGCGAAGCCGAGAAGGCAGGGGAAGGGAGCUUCGCGCCCAGCCGCUCGCUCGCCUCUGCCCGAGCCGGCCCGCCGCCUUCUGCCUGCCUCCUCCUUCCUUCCUUCCCCCGGGGCGGCUGCAGCAGCUGCACCAAGGAGCGUUGCCAAGGAUCCGCCGCUGUUGGGCACGAAGCGGGGGCCGAAGAGAACCGCUCAGCGGCGACUCGGGUGUAGGGACGAGGGGAAAGGAGGCAGGCAGGCAUAUAGACACACGAGCACGCGGGACACCGCGUCGGGGAUCCGUACAGGGACUGCAAAACUUGAUCCGCCUUUAGGAGGGGGAAGGGGGGACUCAAUAGAGACUCCCUCCCAUCCAUAUAAACGCAGCCUUGGACCAGAAGGAAUCCCCUUAGUCCCACCAGAAUAUAAGAGCCGAGCUCUUUUGAAAGUAGCCGAAGACCAUUUCUGCCCUUUCCUCUCUCCCAGGGCCAAGGGGAGGAUCGUGAGCGGUGUGACCAGGCUCUCCAAGAUUGGUGCAUACAUACAUACAUACAUACAUACAUACAUACAUAUACAGUACUUAAGGACAUCUCCUUCUGUUGAAGCUUGGGGAAGUUUUGCUUCUCUUCUGGUGCCAGCAACGAAGAAAAGAAAAAAAGGGAGAGAGAGAGAAGGGAAGGCACCAGCUUCCUAGGAAAUCCUUCUUGAGCGCCAAGGAGCCAUCCUGAAAGAAUAAGCACACUCAUCAUAAUACAAGGAUACAUCUGGACUCUGUUUGCAUUUCCUGGUUUUCCUGGGGACGAAGAUGCUGUCCUACAGCGUGCUGGAUGCUAAUGUGGUGGACGUGGAAAAAAGGCGAAACCCAUCCAAGCAUUAUAUGUCCGAAACCAUACAGGGAGGAGCAUACUUGGUCAAAUAUUUGCCAGUGUGAUUCAGCAAUACCUAACAAAACUAUACACUGAGCUCCAUGAUUCCAGGAGAUACAGGAGACAUCUCCAACCCUAACAUAUGCUAAGUAUAUAUCAUAAAUGUAACAUGGUCAGACUCAAGUUGCCAGACAAUCUACCGCAGAUACAGCAAGUUCUUUGACCUACAGAUGCAGCUUCUGGAUAAAUUCCCUAUCGAAGGAGGCCAGAAAGAUCCCAAGAAGAGAAUCAUCCCAUUUCUUCCAGGUAAAAUCCUAUUCCGGAGAAGUCACAUUCGAGAUGUCGCUGUGAAGAGGCUACGGCCUAUUGAUGACUAUUGCAGGGCAUUGGUGAAGCUUCCCCCUCACAUUUCACAGUGUGAUGAAGUCUUUCAGUUCUUUGAGACCAGACCAGAGGACCUAAACCCUCCUAAAGAGGAUUAUGGAUCCUCAAAAAGGAAAUCAGUCUGGAUGUCCAGCUUAUCUGAUUCUCCAAAGAAGGUUAUUGCAGGUGCUGACGCUAGUUCUGAACCUAUGAUCCUGGACCAGUAUGUGGUGGUGUCUAACUAUGAGAAACAGGAAAACUCGGAAAUCAGCCUGCAAGCUGGAGAGGUGGUGGAUGUAAUAGAGAAGAAUGAAAGUGGUUGGUGGUUUGUAAGUACCUCGGAAGAGCAGGGCUGGGUCCCUGCCACUUACCUGGAAUCCCAAAGUGGAAUUAGAGAUGAUUCUGAAAUUAACAUGUCCAAAGGAGGGGAAGUUUCUAAGAGACGCAAGGCACACCUGAGACGCCUGGACCGGCGAUGGACACUGGGAGGGAUGGUCAACAGGCAGCAGAGUCGAGAAGAGAAAUAUGUCACAAUCCAGUCAUACACCAGCCAGGGGAAGGAUGAAAUCGGGUUUGACAAAGGAGUCACUGUGGAGGUCAUUCAGAAGAACCUGGAAGGAUGGUGGUACAUAAGGUAUUUAGGCAAAGAGGGCUGGGCCCCAGCCUCGUACCUGAAAAAAGCAAAAGAUGACCUUCCAUCAAGGAAAAAGAACUUGACGGGGCCAGUGGAAAUUAUAGGAAACAUCAUGGAGAUCAGCAACCUGUUGAAUAAGAAAUCCUCUAGUGACAAGGAAACCCAGUCAGAAAUUGAAACAGCAGAAUCCCACAUCACCAAGAAGGAAAUAAGCUUGCCCAUCUUAUGCAAUGAUUCUAAUGGCAAUGCCAUGAUGACUCAAGACAAACAGAUUUCAAAAUUGGCACAGGGUUCUCCAGCCAUAGCACGGAUUGCGCCACAAAGAGCUCAAAUAAGUUCUCCAAAUCUAAGAACCAGACCUCCCCCAAGAAGAGAAUCUAGUUUGGGCUUCCAGCUGCCUAAACCUCCUGAGCCACCAUCAGUGGAAGUUGAAUACUACACCAUUGCAGAGUUCCAGUCUUGUAUCUCUGAUGGGAUCAGCUUUCAUGGGGGACAAAAGGCGGAGGUUAUUGACAAGAAUUCUGGUGGCUGGUGGUACGUGCAGAUUGGUGAAAAGGAAGGCUGGGCUCCAGCUUCAUACAUUGACAAAAGGAAGAAGCCAAAUUUAAACAGGCGAACAAGUACUUUGACCAGACCCAAAGUUCCUCCCCCAGCGCCUCCCAAUAAAUCAAAAGACUCUGAAGAAGGAACAGUUGCUGGAACCAUAUCUUCAGGAGAUGCCCAGGACAAGCAAAAGUAUGAGGAGCCAGAGUAUGAUGUGCCUGCCUUUGGUGCUGACUCUGAGUCUGAGCUGAGCCAAGGGGAAGAUGGCAGCUUGGAGAGAGGCAUGUUCCAUCUACUCAAGCCUUCCCCUGUGUCAUCCCUCCAAAGGGCAAAAUUCCGAGUUGGAGAGUCAUCUGAAGAUGUAGCACAUGAAGAGGAGACCAUCUAUGAAAAUGAAGGUUUCAGGCCAUACAUAGAAGAUGCUCUGUCAAGCAAAGAAUCUAGUGGGGACUCUGAUUCUCAAAGAAGUUCAUCACUGUCUCUGAUCCAAAGAAAUUCUCCAUGUUCUGUUUCUCCCAAGUCUUCCCUCCUGAAGCCCAAAAGCGACAAGAGCAUUCAGCCAAACCUUGGGAAGCCGCACUACCCCCGGAAUGAGGAGACAAAGCCAAGGUCCGCUUCAGACGUUGGUUUAAGUAGCAUGCCCAAAACUGGCCUAAAGAGGGAUACUGGGGAGGCAGUGUCUAGCAGGGCAAAACCAAUGGUGAGACCAAAACCUUUCCUGAACAAAGCAGACUCCCAAAGCCAAGAAAGGAUGGACAUCAGCACUUUACGUCACCAGCUGAGACCAACUGGACAGCUGAGAGGCGGACUUAAAGGUUCAAGAAGUGAAGAGUCUGAAAGUCCACCUCGGACAGCUUCUGGAAACCCAGAAGAGUCAUUCAGAAGAAGCUCUGCAGAUCUCAUUCCCACUCAUUCCCAUGCCAUAUUCUACUCCAGCCAGCCAAACAAGGCAGAGAAUGAAAACAACUCCUCAAAAUGUAUCUAUGUAACUACUGAUUCUUACCAGAAAGUUCAAGAUUCUGAGAUCAGCUUCCCAGCGGGGAUGACAGUGGAAGUUCUGGAAAAGCAAACAAGUGGGUGGUGGUAUUUGAGAUAUGGAGACACAGAAGGCUGGGCUCCUUCUCACUAUCUGGUACUGUCUGAUAGCCAGCAACGGGAAACCACUUCGAAUGAGGCUAACAUCUCAGUGGCCAAGAACAGAAGGAAUGAAAACAAAUCCAACAGCUUGGAGAAGAUAGAGAAGAAGGUCCAAGCACUCAACACCAUCAACCAGAGCAAGAGAGCAACACCUCCCAUUCCCAGCAAACCACCUGGUGGCUUUUCUAAAACAUCUGGGUCUGUCAAAUUGCGGAAUGGGGUUAGGCAACUAGCAGUGAGGCCACAGUCAGUGUUUGUCUCCCCACCACCCAAGGAUAAUAACUUGCCUUGUUCCCUGCGUAGGAAUGAGUCUCUUACUGCCACAGACCACCUGAGGGCAGUACGCCGCAACUCUUCUUUCAAUGCUGCCCAAUCUCAGACUAGUGAUUCUAAGAUAAAGCACACUGAUCGGCUGGGUUCUGAGGGGUCUGAGACAAGUUCCUACGUACCUUCUGAGCGCAAUGGAAUCCCAGUGUCCACAGUCAGGCCCAAGCCCAUUGAAAAAUCCCAGUUCAUUCACAAUAACCUUAAGGAUAUCUACAUCUCCAUUGCAGAUUAUGAGGGGGACGAAGAAACUGCUGGAUUUCAGGAAGGUGUCUGCAUGGAGGUCCUGGAAAGGAACCCAAAUGGUUGGUGGUACUGUCAGAUUAUGGAUGGAGGAAAACCUUUUAAAGGCUGGGUGCCCUCGAAUUAUUUGGAGAAAAAGAAUUAGUGUCUUUAAAUUCCAUUAUUUAUACUUUUAUACUGUGUACAUACGGAAGGAAGGGGGAAAAUACAAUGAUUUUAUUCCCUUUUUAGUCUAUCUAAUAUACAAGGGACUGUUGAUCUGACCUUUGCUAUGACCAGCAAGUCUGCCGUCUUUGAGGGUGUUUGAAGGAAUUGGCUUGUUCAGCAAAUAUCAAGGGAAAAGGCAGCUGGAACUAAUGGCAUUCUCUUUCUGUUUUGGUGAAGACCUUAAUAAUUUUGAGUGCAACGUGGUUCAUUAUUCCACCACCCUGGUUGUCAUAAAAGGAAACCAAAUGUGUGCCUUUCACAGUAUAGUUUGGACCUGUGCAUCCACUUGUGAAUGGUGGGGACUUUGGUGCCAACCUGGACAUGUUAAAAAAAUCAGCUUGUUCAUUUCUUCCACAUGGAGUGUGCGAAAGUGUUUCCAAGCUGUGGAUGAGUCUCCACCACCAGCAAGAUAUCUUUAAGUCAGCAGAGCAAGUGGGGAAACUCAAGAAAUCCAGUGUUGGCCCUCGGCUAUCACAUUCUUGUCUCCAGAUUGAAGACUUGGAGCUUUUUCACUGUGCAUUGCUAGUACCUGACAUUAAGUGCAUAUUGUCAGUUUCCCCCAAUGGCAUCGGUCAUGCUUCUGUCCUGUGGUGAUCUCUGUGUCAACUGUUUGGGGAAGGGGUCAAGUUUUUUUUACUAUUAUUAUUGGAAUUAGAUGUGUAGUCAAACUUUAAUGUGGUUCCUAGGUGUUUGUAUGCACACUAAAAAUUCUGUGUUUGCAACACACCUCUUGUGCAAACUUAUUGGUCUCAAAAUUUAAUGUUUUAUUUUGAGGUUCUUCUGAACAACCAAUACUGAAAGUACUGGUUGAAGGGGUUUGUCACAUACUUUGCUAUCCAGAGCCCCAUAUUGGACUAUGAAGCAGCAAAGUUUCAUCUGAAUGCAGGGAAUAUCAGUUGUCUGUAGCUUAAAAGGGGAAUCUGCAGUUCCACAAAGCCCCAUUUGCUGGCUCAUGGACCAUCAUGGGUUUGGCUCCUUGGCCAUCCAUAAGCCUUUGCUAGAUGGAAAGGGAUUUCUCAAGAACUCUUCCCUUCCUCUUCAUUUUGCCCAGGUCAGAAUUACCAGGCUUGCUUCCACCAGUGCUUCUGCACAGCUCCUUAAGUUGUGCAUGCACUCUGCUCCCACCCCAAAGCCCCAUAAGGCUUCAGCUCUUGUGGCCGCACAGUGGCCUCCUGUGGCUUGAAAACCAGGCCAAUGAGUCAUGUAACACAGUGGUGAUGGCUUCUCCAGAGCCAUCUGCAGGGCUCCACCUGCCAAAGUAGGUGAGUUGGCCCUGAGUGGAGGGGAUUUGCUCCCACAUAAUGGGCCUUUGUUUUGCAGGGGCUUUCCAUUAUUUCCUAUGAAGGGAAGCAUUUAUUCAUGUUCACAGGGAUUGGAUCUCUCUAUUGUGCAUGAUGUAAAAACAUUUCCUUGCCAGUAGAAGAGAGUGAGGAGUUACUUUUCUGUAAGGAGUAUCAGGGAUACCUUGAAGCCACUGCAUCACAGCCGAUUGCCCACUCCAGGUUCUACUUGAGGUGCAGGAGUGUCUAUAUGUAAACGUGGAGCUUCUCCGUGUCCCUGCUCUUCCGCAUGCCCUUCAUUGAUAGAGGAGUGAUACCCCGUGUGCAUCCUCAUGUGGAAAUGAGGUGGACAGUGCCAGUGCAGGAAUUGUGCAUGCAUGUCAGAACGCUCACAGUGCUUAAGAUCAAGAAUACUGGGAGUAACAAAUUUAAAAUAAAAACAAAGCAAGGAGACCCAUACAGUUUGUAUUUAAGUGUUGUUUCCAGAUAUGAAUGCCCAUUCUCAGCCAGCAGAGAAGCAUCUGUGUUUACAAAGUUGGGGCAGGGAAGAGAGAAAAAAGCCAUGCAUUUUACUGUCUGCACAAUUGUUUUUAAUUUGUAUAUUUGUGGGAUGAUUUUUAUUUUUGAACUAUCUCUGUCCUAAACUUUUUAUUUCCCCCUUUUUAAGAGCAAGCAGUAGGAAUCACUCUUCUGUUGUAUUCACUUGAACAUUACUUUGUAUUGGGAGAGAAGCACCUGAUACUUUCAAAACCUGCAAAGCAAUUGAAUGAGAACACUAUUGAGUGGAGAAUGUACCUGUUCAAGCACUGCUCACCUGCACACAUGGGCAGUCUCUCCAUUUCUGUUUCCACCCCCCACCAUUGAUAUUUAUAAUCAUGAAACUUCAAAGAUAGAACAUUUGUGGGAGAGCAUGGAAAAAAUGAAAAGCCACUGGGAGAAAAGGCUUGGGUGCAAAGUGUAUCCCCCUCCCUGUGGCCUCAAACACCAGCCCUUAAAUAAACUUUAUAAUUGUAAAAAAGGAAACACCGGAUGGCCUUUGCUUAAGAAUACCGAUUCUCAGAUGAGAGUUUGAUGUCUCUGUCCUGAGGCCCAGCAUUUUGUGUGUCAAGAGAAGAAAACCAGCUGUGUUUGUGUUACUGUGCAAGAAUAAAUAAUAUAAAUAUCUAUUUCAUCUUCCAGCAACACUUCAUGCCUUCCACUAGGUGAAAGAUAAAAGAAUGGGAAGAUUUGAACGAACUGAAUGGAUACAUUUCUUCCAAAGGAUUCAAAAUCAAAUAUAUAAUGGGGAGAUGUUUGGUCUUUGGGAAACAUUACAUAAUUCUCACUUGAUUCAUCUCUCUUUCUCUUUAAACAAAAAUAUGGUGUUACGCGUCUUGAAUCAAUGAGAAAUGUUGGGGGAGGGGUUGAUUUCUGCAGCUCAUGUGCCAAUUGUCCUUUCAGUUUGAUCUGUUGAGACACCAUUAAAGUUUGGCUGCCACCACCUUCCAUACUAUUGCUUUAUAUUGGAUAAAUAAGCAUGGAAGAAGGGUUGGCUUGUGUGAAGCAGGAAGGAAUUGAGAGGCCUGUGACGCGCUCAGUGGAAGAGCUCAUGGGGAGAAGGUCAUGAUCUACACUGCAAAGUAAAAGGUGUAGGUGUUUUUCCUGAGCUUUUCUUCCUAAGGCCUAGCAGCUCUGCCUCUUCGAAGUUUCUCUUCCUUUUAAAAGUCUGCUGAAACCUUAGCAGCCAUUGUUAAAAGAACUGCCAGAGCUGCUGUGAGAUUAUAAAUAGAAGUAUUAUGUUCUUCUGCUGGACAGUAUUAAAUAGAGCAAAACCAUAAAGUAAUCUGCUAGAUUGCAGUACUAAUAGUAGUGAUUUAGCAACUCAUAUUAAUGUUUAUGAUUUAUUUUUUAACAAUAAUGAUAAGGAAGUGGUUCAUUAUUUUUGAAUUAAUGCACUUUAACAAUUUAAACCAAAAUGCAGAAAAAACCAAGUGCAUUAUUUAAAGGUGCAGUAUAAAUUGUCAUUUUUUAAAAAAGUUCACCUAUUUAUUAAAAUAAUUUAUGAUUAUUUAAAAAUUGUACUAUACAGUUUUGUUCUAAAGAUGCCAUCAUCUCCUGGGAAAGCUAAAUAUGCAGCUCCCAACUUUUCUACAUUGAGCCAUUGGACUCUCAAAAUACAGUAGAUUCAGUUAGCAAGUGUCAACUUUCUGCUAAGGAAAAGGGACAUAUAUUUCAGAAUUGGAGAGCAGUGGAUCAGCUAGUUAUAUUCCUUAAACGUAUGCAGCCCUGAGUAAAUGUGAGGAGCUGACCUGAAGUAGUAAUUGAACAAUCCCCCAUCCCACCACCAGAUUCCCUAGAUGUCUUCAAUAUAUUCUGCUAGCACCCAACACUUAAUGGAUGACUGUUGAACAUUCUCCAGUCCUAUGUGCAGAAGAUCGCUGUCUGCUAAAUUGAUCUAAAUAUGCUUUUGCAAAGUCCUCCUGAGGACCUACGCCUUUCUUGCUGCAUAUCAAGCAUGUGGCUUGUCUACUAUUCUUUCAGUAAGGGAAACUGCUACCCACAAAAACAAUAUCUAUUUGCUAUCAAUAUGAUACAGAGCAGGCAUGGCAUCUGUAAGCCCUGUUUUCUUGCAGAGGUCUCCUAUUUAUGAGAUCAGUUUGCUCAGCAAUAAUUACUGAAAGAUGUAUACAAAUACUUGAGUAGGAUCUAUUGUGCAUUAAAAGAAGAAAGCAAUAUUCAGUUGCCCAACAGAGGCGGUCCAGUAGCCAAUAUUAUAAUAUACUUUAUGUGAUUAUGGUGAUGAGGUUCUUAGCAAGUAGCAAAGUUAACUUCUGAGCUGCUCUCAGAUUUGCAUCUACUUGCUGUUCCUGAUAUUGUGCUUUCUGCAACACACACACAAAUAUAUUUGUGUGCUUGUGCACACAAGAUUUAGCUUGUGCAUGCACACGUGUUGGACAAGCUUGGAGGCGAUUUCAUGAUGUAUGAAAGGGGUGGAAUAAAGGACACUAGAAAGCACCUUUAGUCAGUUUCACUGUUACUGGUAUGCAGUUUACGUUUCCCACUUUAGCUGAUAGGUCAUAUCUAGGAAACUUUUUCAGAACUGGAAAAUUAAAUGCAGCACCAGGCCUAUUCACAAUUACUUGUGACAAGUCUUCAUGAUCUCACUGCACAAACACUAUAGUCCCAUUCAAAUGGUUGUAAAAUACCUGCAGCAUUUUGGUGGGGAAAAGUAUUUUGUACUUCUAAAAACUAAUCAAAAAUCAAGUUGCAAUUUAAUAAUAAUUGUACUUUCAGAGUUAACUAAUUCACUUUUUUUAAUUCUCCAGGGAGCUACUGAAUAAAAUAUUUUGAAGUCGGAGUGCCCUCUUGUGGAAGGAGGAGUGGCUUUCUAGUUAUUUUCCUGAUUAUUUGAGAUUACCUUGGUCAUCCAUGCUUUCAAAAAAAAUAUAUGAAAUGGGAAUGAUUGAGAAAGCAAAAGUUAAAAACAACAACCAAUCAUCUUUUUUUGAAAACAAAAAACCAAAAAUUUGAAACUUUUUUGUUCUGCUGUAUACUGCAACUUUAAUAAUAAUGAGCACUUCUGAGUUCGUUAUUGCGGUUUUAUAUAAUGCCUGAAAAGAUACUCUUCCUGUUUUGUUUUGUUUUUAAAUUCUAGUGAACACUAUUUCUCUUUGACUCUUCCUGCAUAUACCUGUUGCCUAUUGCAAUUUCUUUCAAGCUGAGACUUAAGUUUAUUUCUCAAAAAGCUGAUGAGUUAGCAAACCUGUGUCUGCAAUGGAUGCUUCCAUGCUUGAAUGAUCCACCACAUCCACAAACUUACCUGCAUAGGCCAGGUAAGGUGUAGCCUUGAAGUCAUUUCCUUAACAUUUUGUUUUCUGUAUGCAGGAAUUCUUCUUUUGUUUUUUGUUCUUGUUAGGUUUUGUUUUUCUGAGGCAGGUCUUUCAAUCAGAUCUUUCCCUAUCUGCAGUCUGAAGUGGUUCAGUUCAGAUAAAGGUUUACCACCUGGCUGUUUCUUGAGAACUAGGCCUCACUGAAAAUUUGAAUGCCUGGUCAACAUAUAUCAAAAUAUCAAUUUGGAGCCACCUGGGCUCAUGUGAGGGACUUUUACCAGCCAAGAAUUUGACUACAGCUGCCGCCCACCACACCGCUCCCAGUCAUAUCACUAACUGCUUGUGAAAGUCCCAUAUUUCUGAACUGUUUUGCUAUGUAACAUUGGGCUGAUACGGGGUGGGGUGCUGCUGAAGGAAACCAUGGGCGUAAAGUUCCUUGCACUGAUGGAACUAGCUUCAAACCCUUUUUGGAUUCUGGCCCAACUUUCCAGUGAUUGAAGUCCUAGUCAAAACAGUUCCUCUGUGCAAAAAAAAAUAUAGCACUUACUCCUUAACACAUCUACAGGGAAUUAAGUCCCAUUGACUCCAGUACAAAUGUUGCUUAGGGUCAUGGCCCCAACUGAAUACAAAAUAAUUUGGGUGGGACUUCUUUAAAAUGCUCAUUUGUACAGGUAACUGGCAAGGAACAUUACAGACUGGCUAAUUCAGGUCUAGAUUCUGGGGUAGGCGAACAAGUGCAUUUGUGUUUCAAGUUUACAAUGCAGUAGCAACGUCUGCAUUUGUCUCUGAUGAUGAGCAAUUUCCAAAAAAGUUUCUUUCAGUAGUAACACUGAACAUUUUGACGAAGGCAUUAUAGAAUUGUUUGUUUAAACUACUUUCAAAUAUUAGUGUGGCAUAUUUUAUUGUAAAAUUAUACUCAUUGCUUUUCUCUGUUUAAAAUGUGUUAACGUGCUUUCUAUCAUUUAUGAGAAACCGAAGGGAAUCUGGGUUAAACAUUCAUUAUUUUCAUACUACUAGCAUUUACAAAAUAGAAAUACUAGUAUUUAAGUUUAGAUCUCAUUAGCUAGUUUGUUCAUUUACAUUUUUCUCAUGUGUAUGUGUGUGUUGUUGGGUUUUGGUUUUUGGGUUACGUUCCCCCCCCUUUUUUUUUUGCAUUUUCAAGAUAAAAUCCAGUUGGAGGAUAUGUGCAAUAUUGAAAGAGAUUAAACAGGCCCCUCAUCCAGGACUUAAAAGUGGAACGCACAGUGUGAUUUUUAAAAGUCUUGUCAUUAUCCAGUCAUGCACUCUUGGGGGGAAAUGAGGAAUGAGAGGAAGGGAACCAUUGAGCAAAAGAGAGGAGGCAGCAGAAAAUUUCUGGUAUAAAUGGAUUGUAAGUGUGAAUUUACUGUGGUGGCUGAGUGCAGUAGUGGUUACACAAGUGCAUCACACUUGAAUAGAAGUGUGACUUGUUUGUGUGUGUUAGUGACUGUUCAACACCCUUUUUCUUUCUAAUACUCAUUUUUUUUCUUACAAAAUUCAGUUUGUUCAGCUAAGGCUGCUUUCUUAUACUCACCUAGGAGGAAGUCCCAUGCAAGUCAGUGGGGCUUACUUCCGUGUAGACAUGUAUAGGAUUGUGCCGCUGGAUGGUUUUAGUUAGCAUGGAAUACAUGCUGGAGCUUGGAAUAGAUGUGUUGAGGGGGGAAAUCACUCAUGAGACAACAUGAGGAUUAAUUGUAUGCUUGAAGCACAGCAUGUCAAAUCAGUCUCUACCUCAUGAUCCCUUAGUGCUCCAUGCCUUUCAGAAUCAGGCCAUUUGCAAGAAAAGAUGUGCUUGUUGGUGCAUGGCCUGCUGUAUCUCUUUCCACUGAUAAGAACAGGAAAGGUUCCUAUCUUUAGCAGCCCAAGAUCAGGGUCUUCAUCUUUGUGCUGGGCACUUGUCCUCAAGUAGUCAAGCCUUUGAACUCACGAUGAGGCAGUUCCACAGCAAUAUUGCUUAAAUGUUCAUGAAAAUAAAAUGCUCUUUCAGCGCAUUCCAUGGGCGUAGCCAGGCUUUUUGUUAGGGGGGCAGAACCUCGGUUUGCUAUGUAUUUUUAUUGAAUUUUAUUGGUUAUGGGGGGCAGCUGCCCCUCCCUGCCCCCCUUGGCUAUGCCCAUGGCACAUUCUUAUAUAUGCCUAUUUGGAGUGAAGCCUUAUUGUGUUCUAUGGGACUUACUCCCAGAUCCCAGGGGAUCUUGUGCAGGAGCAUUAUUUGGUGAUUUUUACACCUCCAGUGUUCUUAAAAGAAAAAAGCAACUGAGUCCAGGAAAGCAACAUAAAUUUGCAUUUGGCAUCAGGAGACCCUGGUUCUUGUCUCAGUGUUUAGUUUCAUGAAAUUUGAACUCUGUGCGUGCACACACAAAGUUGGCAGGAAGAACUACACUGCUGACUGUAACACAUUUUAAAUCACAACUGGAUUUUUGCUGCUAAAUAGUCAUAAUCCAUCUGCCAUAAUCCAAGCCUCCUUUUUGAGACUCUAGGCAUACACGUUUGCAGCUAAAUCAGGGGUACUGUACAUAAACUAAGCAUUUAGCAGGUACGGAUUGGGAGAGCUGAAGUUUUUGGUAUUUUUUUUUUUUUUUGUAAAUAUGUGCUUUUUUAAGGAUGUGGGUAUUUUUUAAUUUUUUAAUUUUUGUAGCUGUCUAGAGAUCAUUGACAAAUACACGGAAAACUCAUUAGGUCCUAAAGUGAUCUCAUGGGCUUUAUGUCCUUGCUUCAAGGUUCCUGUUAGUGUCUCGGUCAAUUCCUUUACCAUAUCUGUUCACAGGUUGUUGUUACUUUUAAUUUUGAUUUUUGUGAUAUUUGAAUCAAGUACUGUACAUGUGACCUUGCCCAGCAUCCUUGGAGGUCAGUAAUUGGAGCUCCCUGAGCCAGCCCUUCAAUUGCUGUUGCUCAAGUCUCCACAGCACUGUAUAGAGCCUUCUGGAAUAACAAUUUAAGAGAUCCCUCUUAAAUUUUUUUAAAGGGUUUUUAAAAAUAAUAAUAAUAAUAAUGGUGAGUGCUUGAGUAUGCAUGUGUGCAUGUUAAAGUGGAAGUGGGGGUGUCUGGUGGGGUUUGUAUCCUUGAAGGUAUUGCAAGCCUGCUUUGAGUAAGACUCCUAUUUGGAAUCAGGUUUCUAUUUUCAGGGUUUUCUCCUCCUAAGUUGUGAUAAGAUCUCUUAGGCUCAACAUGACCAAGUAAAAGUGGGUCCCUUUCAGUCUAGGUUUACAGGGUGGGCUGGCCCCACACAGCAGUAUUUUAGAUGGUUGAUGAGUGCAAUUUCCCCUUUCUUUAAAACCAAAUUGACUGAAAGUUUCACACUGUCGUUUUAACACAUUUUCCUUGUGCAACAUAACAGCCACUAUUGUCCUGUGUUGAGACUCCUGUUUGCUAUUAAACCAAAUUGGCUGGGCCGGGGAGGCUGUAAUCUUUUGGUAACAGUCAAAAGAGGUAACUGGAUUAUGACUGAGGAGGAAUAGAUUGGAUCUCCAUUUUUUAAAAAAAAAUAUUAGGAACAUAUAUAUAUAUAUAUUUAUGCCUGGUCUGACAUUCUGGGUGCUUUUUGUGUUUUAGUGCAUGAACAUACAUCACUGCUCUGUGUUUCAUCUGUGUCUCCCAUUAUUGCCAAAAUUUCAGAUUCACUUAUUGCUAUAUAUGAAUCUGUAUCCUGAAGUUCGUAAUCCGAAGCAGUAAUGUUUUCUAUAUCAAGUAGUCUAGAGGUUCAUGAAAUGACUGGAGCUGGCAUGACAGCAUAGCCAAGUUGUGUUUUUAAGCUGGCUUUAAUCCAAGUGGCUCUACUUCACUUAAACAGCCAAUUGUUGAUGAGAAAUGAAAGAUGGAGCCAGCUGGUGAUCUCAUUUUUGCAGCAUUUUAAAACUUGCCAUCUCAGCAUUUUUGGUUUGGCAAAGCUUCACCUACACCUUUUGAGCCAGAACUUUAUUGGGGAUUGUGUGCAACAAGUUCUAACUGCAGCCUUUUACUAUGCAAAAAGUUAACUGGAGAGUUGUUUAUGAGUUUGAAAUUUAGAGACUUGUACAGAAAACCAAAAGCAGGCAGCAAAUUACUGUUUUGCCUGAAAUCUAAAAAAAGAGUAAUCAAUAAAAAGGAUUAAGGUUUCCUUUUUGCAAGAAACAGUCAGGACAGUGAAGCAGAAUUUGAAUGCCUUGUGAUUGUUACCAAUCUUCCAAGUAGUUGAUACUGAGUAUUGUUCUUUCAAUGACCCUCUUGAAAUGGUUAUUUAACAUAAAGGUGAAUGUAAUUGUCAAAAGUCUGAGAGAGUAUGUUGGUGAGGAGAUGAUGUAGGAUGUGUGGUUGGUUCUUGGGCUGUGUGAUAGAGAUGGGGAGUGGAGUUUGCUUUUGGUUUUGUUUGGCUUGUUUUUUCAGAAGGUUUAUUAUUAUUGAAGUUGGAUUGGUUACUGUUGGGAGAGCAAGUUGAAGAUUGAAUCUUUUUUUGUGGUUGGAUUUGUUAUAAGAAAGAAUCCAGGAGGGAAUCAAACUUUGGAGAAAGAGAAGAUAAAGAGUCCUAUGAUAGAUUUGGGUAGUCUUUGUCCAUUUAUUUUUCCUCUAGCUAAGCUUUUCAAACAGUUGAAUGUUAAGUACUGUUAACAAAAUAUGGGGGGGGGUUAGUCCACCCCUAGAUGACCACUAUUGUUAAAAGUUGCAUGUGACCUUUAGUGGAUCUCUAAUAAAUAUGGAAUAGAAAAAAGCAAAGAUAAACAAAACUAGCUGUUGCAUUUUACUGUUACUGUGCUCAUUAUCAAAGAUGACAUUGAGUUUAUAGGAAGAAUAUUCCGGUAAAUCUGUUUGCAUAGUAAAAUGGUUUCUGCAAAAGGAUGUUGGCCACAUUCACAAAAAUCAUUUGGGGCAAGUAUUAGUUUUGCUUAAAUCAUCUCACAGCAGAGAACAACUAUGGUGAAAUUACCUUAGCUCACAUCACCAUUUAUUUAAUAGUGACUGGGGAAACACAGUUAACCUUUAAAAUAUCACAUUAGUAGUCUCUGUACAAAACAAACGCAACAAAGGAUGACACCUGUUUGAUCUAACUCGGUCCCCUCUUAAACUGAUUUUGGAAUGUCCCAGCAAUCAAAUUCACAAGAGGAAACUAAAGGUUAUAUGCAGUAAUUUACCUUCUUAUAGUUAAACAAAAAAUCUAUUUUUUGGUCAAGUAAUUUUAAACAACAGUUGGCCUUUUCAUGUAACCUGCGAUAAUGAAUGAGAAUUUGUGUGCUGGUUAGAUUUUUGCCAUUCCAAGUUUUCAUUUCAAAACUUGAGGCCAUGUUGCACUGUUGAUGACCUUCUUGGCCAUCAUGGUUUCACCUUGUUUAAACAAAAGGUUUUGCCAGAAUGAAAGCUUUGUGGAACAACCAAGUAUGUGAAUAUUCAGCCUGGUGCCCACUGGGGUUAGUAAAGUGGCAGUCAUGAGGGCAGUGCAGUCAGAAGGUGGCCUGGUAGUCAAAGUCAGAGUUGUUUUAUGAUCACAACUCAUCUGAUAAUGAUUUAUGGUCCCACUCUUGAGAUCUUCAAAUUCUGAAAUUCUACAGGUUUGUCUGUCUUUGUUAUGGCAACUGGAGCUUCUGAAAUGUGAUUUGGAAGAAGGUGUUGUACUGUUGCAGUUGUUACCAAUGUAAAUGUAGAUCCAUCCAGGUGGAGCAUUUUAUAUCUCGGUAUUAUAAGGAGAUUUUAUGAGUUCUUGGCAUUGGAAUUUGAGAGGUGAGUGCUGCACUGGAUUCUUGCAUAGACUCAUGGGGAAAUGCUGUCAGAUCAAAUAGUUGUCAUCUAUAUACUUGACUAAAAGAUUUAAAGACUCUAAGGCAUAUAGCUCCAUAUUCAGUUUUUCCCCCCACCAACAACCAUGUGCUAUUAAUGAUUCUUGAUAAACUGAUCCCUAAAUAUAGAAACUAAAUCUUUGUACAUGUUUUGGCCCAUAUUUUAUGGCUCUCACUGCUAUAGGCUCCUUGGGCUCACUUCAGUCUUGUUGGAAUCUGUGUGCCUUAGAUGAUGGCAUAGCAGAAUGACCAUGGAAACAGCAGUUCCUUUUUGAAAUUCCAUCUGGUCUGCCUUUGUACUAAUAUUAGGCUGAAUCAGAACCCCUGACUAGGAAAAUGUCCAUGUGAUGUGCAAGAUUCUAUACAGCGAAAACAGUUCUAAGUGUGUACAGCUUGUCAAUAUACAGUUGAGGCUCAAGUUUUCACUUUGGCUAAUGAUGCUUUUUAUAAGCACCAUGUGGGCAACAUGCAAAGGGAGAUGUGUUCUCCUAAGAUCCCUUACUAUGUUCCAGAACAUGCUGGGGCACAACUCUUCAGAUCCUGUGAAGCAGCACAAAACAAGAGUUGUGCUCACCACUCUUAGCCAUUGUGGAGCAGAUAUCCUUGGGACUAUGCAGUGCUUACACUUGGAAGGGAAUUGAGGAAUAUUGCCACUCUAAGCGCACUCUCAUAUGGGGACACAUACUAGUUAUUAGGUCAGAGGCUUUUUAUGUUUGUUUUAGGGACUGCCAAGAGAGACUAGGCUGCAGCCUGUUUUACUCCCAGGUUUUUGCAAUGUGAAACCACAAUAUAAUAUUCAAUGUCUCAGGCAGAGAGGACUUGAUAACUAACUGUACCUCACAGUCAUCUCCCAGUUUACUCAUUGCUUGGACCAAAGGUGGUGCUAAUAAUAUGAACUUUAAUUUUUAUAUUUAUGUUAUUGUUGUUGGGUUUUGAGUGUGUAUAUGUUAAAUCAAUGAUGCAAGUGUCCUGUUAAACUAAAAAGAUCUUACCCAGGGCAUCAGGCACUUCAAAAACCCACAAAAUACCUUUGGGAUUCAGACAUUGUACAUUUGGAGAAGGGUAAAGGAUACUCUUAUCUUCAAAUGCUUGCAAAUUGUAAGUUGUUGCUUUUUAAAUUUCCAUUUGUUUACAUGGUCUCUUCUAUGUCCUAUGAAAAAAUAAUAAAGUUUUUGAUCUUUUUAAUUGUG